AUGAACGCAAGAAUACCCUUUAUGAAAGCAACGAAGCCAGUGAAUCGUAAAGCUUCCUCCAUGGAUGCCAGGAAACAGCUGGCGCUGGCCGCGGGGGACAUGCGACUGGCCGCGGCAACGAACGUUACUGAAUUAGUGGUCGUUCGAUUUGCUCCCGAAAAGCAGAUAAAGGCACCAUUCCCUCCAAUCCUUCUCUGUGCAUCUUCUAGCAGUGGCAUGCUCGAACUGAAGAAGCAGGAACCUGCAAAAGGGCAGCGCUGCCCUUGUCACAGGUCAGGAGUUGCCGGCUGGGAGGGUGGGCCACUGCCACCUUUUGCUUUGAGGUGCCACAUGGUGCCACUAUCCACCUACAGGGCCUACAUAUUCUCAACGCGCAGCAGUUGUUGCCGUUCCUUGCGCAGCUCAAGCCAGGCGGUAGGGCCGUCAGGAGGCAUACCGGUUGCGGCACGAGCUGAACGAGGUAAUCGCAAGACGCACAGGGCACGUUUGGGCAAAUCGUUCGCCACUUUCCUGCAAAACACUUGGCUCGGCAUCACGAUCCCACAGGCACAGGGGAACACAGUGGCAAGGGAACCCUUUCAGCUGCGACAGCUGCUCAGCUGUAGAGUUCAGAGUGCGAGGCACGAGCUGCGCAAGGAACGGCAACUCUGCACUGAGGCCUUUGGAAUUUGA
Messenger RNA from Symbiodinium natans, 672 nucleotides. Lineage: Eukaryota; Dinophyceae; Suessiales; Symbiodiniaceae. The record is from the annotation of a GenBank genome assembly.